AUGGCCGAGUAUUUUGUCUUUGAUAUUGCUGAAUCACUGAUAAAGAAGUUAGCUUCUUAUGUUUACGAAGAAGCUUCUCGAGCCUAUGGUGUGUAUGAGGAGCUUCGAGGGAUCAAAGACACCUUAUCAAUAGUCAAAGGUGUGCUGUUAGAUGCUGAGGAGAAGAAGGGACAAAAGCAUGGGUUGCGUGAAUGGCUGAGGCAGAUUCAAAACGUAUGCUUAGAUGCUGAAGAUGUGUUGGAUGGAUUUGAGUACCAAAACUUGAGAAAGCAAGUUGUCAAAGCUUCAGGAAGCACCAGGAUGAAGGUAGGCCAUUUCUUUUCUUCAUCUAACUCUCUUGUUUUCCGUUUUAGGAUGGCUCAUAAAAUCAAAUAUAUUCGGCAUAGAUUGGAUAAAAUAGCUGCUGAUGGGAAUAAGUUUUGUCUUGAGAGGAUUGAUUUUGACCAUAACCUUGUGCAAAGGAGAGAAAUGACUUAUUCUCAUGUUGAUGCUUCACGGGUUAUAGGAAGGGAGAAGGAUAGGGAUGAAAUUAUCAAGCUUUUGAUGCAACCUCACCCUCAUGGUGAUGGUGUUGGAGAUAAAAGUGUGUGUGUUAUUCCCGUUGUGGGUAUUGGAGGGUUGGGAAAGACCGCACUUGCAAAGUUGGUGUUCAAUGAUAAGAGGAUGGAUGAACAUUUCCAAUUGAAGAUGUGGGUGUGUAUCUCUAAUGACUUUGACAUUAGGCAGAUAAUUGUUAAGAUGAUCAAUUCUGCUUUUGCUUCUGAUAAUGCUACAGCUUCGGCUAGUGCUCUUGCUCACCAGGACAACGUUAACGGCUUAGAUAUUGAGCAGUUGCAAAGUCUUCUUAGACACAAGCUUUCUGGUCAGAAGUAUUUACUAGUGUUGGAUGAUACAUGGAACGAUGAUCGUGCAAAAUGGAUAGAGUUGAAAGAUUUAAUAAAAGUGGGGGCAGUUGGAAGCAAAAUCUUGGUGACAACACGAGGUAACUCAAUUGCUUCAAUGAUGGGCACUGUUCCGUCGUAUGUUUUAGAAGCUCUUUCUGCCGAGAAUUGUCUAUCUCUGUUUGUGAAAUGGGCAUUUAAGGAAGGUGAAGAGAAAAAAUAUCCAAAUCUAGUGGAUAUUGGAAGAGAAAUUGUGAAAAAAUGCGGAGGGGUUCCAUUGGCUGUGCGAACUUUAGGAAGUUCACUGUUCUUAAAUUUUGAUACAGAAAGAUGGGAAUUUAUAAGAGACCAAGAGAUAUGGAAGUUAAAUCAAAAGAAAGAUGACAUUUUACCUGCUCUUAAGUUGAGCUAUGAUCAAAUGCCAUCUUAUUUGAGGCACUGUUUUGCAUUCUUUUCUCUUUAUCCUAAAGAUUUUCUCUUUGCUGAUGGUUUUUUGGUUAAUAUUUGGGGAUCACUUGGAUUACUACAAUCUCCCGCUGGAGAUCAAAAGAUCGAGAAUAUUGGAAGACAAUAUAUAGAAGAGUUACGAUCAAGAUCAUUUCUCGAGGAUUUUAAGAACUUUGGCCCAGUUUAUUUUUUCAAACUACAUGAUUUGGUACAUGAUCUUGCUCUGUAUGUGGCGAAAGAAGAGGUUCUAGUGGUAAACUCUCAUACUCACAGUAUACCUGAGCAUGUAAGGCAUUUAUCAGUUGUUGAGAAUGAUUCACUUAGCCAUGAUUUGUUCCCCAAGUCCAAAAGUGUGAGAACUCUAAUCUUUCCCAUCCCUGGAGUGGGAAUUGACAGUGAAACCCUUUUGGAUACGUGGAUAAGAAGAUACAAAUACCUACGGGUUUUAUAUUUAGGUGAUUCCUCUUUUGAGACUUUACCUAAUUCAAUUGCUAGAUUGGAGCACCUGCAAGCUCUCCUACUUACAAAUAACACUAAAAUAAAAAGAGUUCCUAAUUCUAUAUGCAAGAUCCAAAAUUUGCAAUUUUUGUUUUUCUGGGGAUGUGUGGAGCUUGAAACAUUGCCUAAAGGAUUAGGUAUGUUAAUCAACCUUCGAAAAUUGUUUAUCACCACAAAACAAUCUAUUCUUCCGGAGGAUGAAUUUGCAAGCUUGACCAAUCUUCAUACUUUGGGUUUUAAAUAUUGUGACAAUAUAAAGAUUUUGGUCAGACAAACACAACUCCCAUCCCUCAAAGUUUUCAUCAUUCAAUCAUGUGGGAGCCUGGAGUCUUUACCUCUGCAUUUUCUCUCUCAACUGGAGGCGCUGUUUGUAGAAAGGUGUGAGAUGCUAAAUUUGUCACUGAAUUAUGAAAGCACGAUCCAAAAUUUGAGGAUGAAAUUUCUGCAUCUUGAUCAUUGUCCAAGGCAACAGUCGUUGCCUCAGUGGAUUCAAGGAGCCGCAAACACUUUGAAGACAUUGUUAAUUUUGAAUUGGGAUAAUCUUACUAUGCUUCCAGAAUGGCUGACAACAAUGAGCCAUCUUAAGGUGCUCCAAAUUGUUAACUGUCCUCAACUGAUUAGUCUCCCAAAUGAAAUGCAUCGCCUCACUGCCCUUGAAGAUCUGAGCAUGGAUGGUUGUCCUGAAUUGUGUAGAAAAUGUGAACCACAGUGUGGUUUAGCACGUCGGUGGACUGAAACGGGGUACAUUUUAUCCAAAGCUUAUGUGCCCAAUAUUUCUUUAAGGUGA
Molecule: messenger RNA, 2613 nt
Organism: Sphenostylis stenocarpa
Lineage: Eukaryota; Viridiplantae; Streptophyta; Magnoliopsida; Fabales; Fabaceae
Source: the annotation of a GenBank genome assembly